AUGGGGACGAUGGUGGAAGCCUUCAGACAUGUGGGGACGGUGGCAUGUCUCAGUCCAAAAAAACAGAGAUUUUCAUCAAUAUCUAUCCUUUUUUUUUUUGCAGAUUUACAGAAUUUUGCAGCUGAAAUGUUAGGAAUGGAGGCGGCCCUGUUUGUCCCCACAGGAACCAUGAGUAACCUCAUCGCAGUAAUGGUCCACUGUCCAGAACGGGGCGACGAGAUGAUCGUGGGUGACUUGUCUCAUUUACACAUCUACGAGCAGGGAGGAAGCGCACAGCUGGCUGGAGUCCACACCACCACAGUAACUACACUACCUGACGGAACAUUUGACUUAGAGCAGCUGGAGUCCAGGGUACGCCUGUUUUACCCGAAGCCAGUUUUCUGUCAUACUCGCCUCAUAUGUGUGGAGAACACACACAACAUCCGGGGAGGACGUGUGCUGCCCUUGGAUUUCCUGCAGGAGCUUCGAGCCUUGGCAGACAGACACGGUCUGUCAGUUCACAUGGACGGAGCCAGGUUGAUGAACGCUGCAGUGGCCCAGGGAGUGGCUCCAUCCACCAUCCUGCAGUAUGUGCACACAGUCAGUGUGUCUCUGAAUAAGGGGCUGGGGGCCCCUGUGGGCAACAUCCUGGCAGGACCCAGAGACUUCAUAUCCCGGGCGGUGAGGUGUCGUAAGGCUCUGGGUGGGGUGUUGUGGCAGGUUGGUCCACUGGCAGCGGCAGGAAGACUGGCUUUAGUAAAUAUGAAGAACAGACUGGAAAAGGAUCAUCACAAUGCGAAAACCUUUGCUCAGGCCCUGCUGGACUGUGGCCCUCACCUCUUCACUUUAGACCUGGAAGCUGUGGAGACAAACAUUGUGCGUUUCUACCUUAAACAGAACCACUGGACUCCCUCUGAGUUUUGUGAACGUAUGGCCCAGGUUUGUGAAGGAGAGGAAGCUCAACUGGGACAGAGGAUAAAGGUUAGGAUGAUAGUUCAUGUUGGAAAUGCGGUGAGGGCUGUUUGGUAUCAUGGGAUAUCUGCUGAAGAUACUCAGCUGGUCAUUCAGAAAAUACAAUUUGUUGCAUCUCAAAAGAUGGAAAGUCUAAAGGAAAACCAAGCCCGUUCAGUUGCCUGAAUUUCUCAGGAGGAAGUGAUCUGGGUGACUGA
Molecule: messenger RNA, 1148 nt
Organism: Cynoglossus semilaevis (tongue sole)
Lineage: Eukaryota; Metazoa; Chordata; Actinopteri; Pleuronectiformes; Cynoglossidae
Product: probable low-specificity L-threonine aldolase 2
Exons: 7
Coding region: 1-1116 (371 amino acids)
Biological process (GO): L-threonine catabolic process; glycine biosynthetic process
Cellular component (GO): cytosol
Molecular function (GO): L-allo-threonine aldolase activity
Source: RefSeq, a predicted model, not a curated record